ACUGAGAAGAUUGUCCUUGUAAACUGAAUAGCCCUCGCAAUGUGAUUAACUAAAUCUGAGCCUCAGCUUAUUCCUCUAUUGGAGUGGAGAAUGAUGCCUACCUCAUAGGACUGCCGAGAGGAUGCUUGAGAGGCUAAACAGUGCACCUAGCACAGAGGAGGUGCUUGGAGUCUGGAAUGAGUGCAAAAUUCUGCCCCCAACAGGGAUCAGUUACUGUCACCAGAACCCUGGCUUGCAACACCACCAGUUCAGGCCCAGUAAGUCAGACAAAGCCUCUGAUGCUUCAGCAUCCUGAAACAAAAGGCAGAAGGGGCUUGUCCCACUCUCCCUGCUGUGAGUGGCAUCUAGAGGGACUCAGGGGACAGAGAUGGCAGGCAACGAAAUCCCAGAUCAGAGUGAACACUCAGCUGGACCAGACCCAGCAAUUUGCAUCUCUUAGUUUGUGUAAUCUUUUACAAACCCUGCAGAACAGCAGUGGAAACAAGCUGCCACUCCCAUUUUUCCAGCUGUAAAACUGCAACUCAAGAGAAGUGAAGACACUGGGCCAGAAUCCCCAGAUGUUGGGACCCACAUCUGUUUGCCGCUAAAGCUGGACUCAACCUCUGAGCUGUCUCCUCCAAACUCUUUCCAAAGGUCAAGCCAUGACUACAGUAGCGGUACAUGUGGACUCCAAAGCUGAGCUCACUACCCUGCUGGAGCAGUGGGAAAAGGAACAUGGCAGUGGCCAGGACAUGGUCCCUAUCCUUACCAGGAUGUCUGAAUUGAUAGAAAAAGAAACUGAAGAAUAUCGUAAAGGAGAUCCAGACCCAUUUGAUGAUCGACAUCCUGGUCGAGCUGAUCCAGAAUGUAUGCUGGGCCACUUGCUGAGAAUACUCUUCAAGAAUGAUGAUUUCAUGAAUGCACUGGUGAAUGCAUAUGUGAUGACAAGCCGAGAACCCCCUUUGAACACUGCGGCUUGCAGACUCCUGCUGGACAUCAUGCCAGGGUUAGAAACUGCUGUUGUCUUUCAAGAAAAGGAAGGUAUUGUUGAGAAUCUUUUCAAAUGGGCCCGAGAGGCUGAUCAGCCAUUGAGGACUUAUUCUACUGGACUGUUAGGAGGUGCUAUGGAAAAUCAAGACAUUGCUGCCAACUACAGAGAUGAAAAUUCACAAUUGGUGGCUAUAGUGCUUCGAAGACUGAGGGAGCUACAGCUUCAGGAAGUAGCCUUGCGGCAAGAAAACAAACGUCCCAGCCCACGGAAGCUCUCUUCUGAACCCCUUUUGCCUUUGGAUGAGGAAGCUGUGGAUAUGGAUUAUGGCGACAUAGCAGGAGAUGUAGUGGAUGGAGAGCAAGAAGAAGCUUCUGGAGAUGUGGAGAUCUCUUUUCAUCUUGAUUCAAGCCACAAGACCAGUAGUAGAGUAAACUCGGCAACCAAACCGGAGGAAGGAGUCUUGAAGAAAAACAAGUCAGCAAAACAGGGUGACAGAGAGAACUUUAGGAAAGCCAAGCAGAAGUUGGGGUUCUCGUCUUCUGAUCCAGAUCGCAUAUUUGUUGAGCUUUCUAACAGCAGCUGGUCAGAAAUGUCCCCGUGGGUGAUUGGCACCAAUUAUACCCUUUAUCCUAUGACUCCUGCUAUUGAGCAGAGACUCAUUCUUCAAUAUUUAACUCCUCUAGGAGAAUAUCAGGAGCUACUUCCCAUAUUCAUGCAGCUUGGAUCACGAGAGUUGAUGAUGUUCUAUAUUGAUCUGAAGCAGACUAAUGAUGUCUUGCUUACGUUUGAGGCCCUCAAGCACUUAGCUUCUCUCCUGCUGCAUAACAAAUUUGCCACAGAAUUUGUUGCUCAUGGUGGAGUACAGAAAUUGCUGGAAAUUCCUCGUCCUUCAAUGGCUGCAACUGGUGUAUCUAUGUGCUUGUAUUACUUGUCUUACAACCAAGAUGCCAUGGAAAGAGUUUGCAUGCAUCCACACAACGUUCUGUCUGAUGUGGUGAACUAUACUCUGUGGUUAAUGGAAUGUUCUCAUGCCUCAGGAUGCUGCCAUGCUACCAUGUUUUUCUCAAUUUGUUUCUCAUUUCGGGCUGUCUUGGAGCUCUUUGACCGCUACGAUGGUCUUCGUCGUCUGGUGAAUUUGAUUAGUACUUUGGAGAUUCUAAAUUUGGAAGAUCAAGGUGCCCUUCUGAGUGAUGAUGAAAUAUUUGCUAGCCGGCAAACUGGGAAACAUACUUGCAUGGCCUUGCGCAAGUACUUUGAAGCUCACCUGGCCAUUAAAUUGGAACAAGUAAAGCAGUCGCUUCAGAGGACCGAGGGUGGCAUUCUUGUUCAUCCUCAACCCCCAUACAAGGCAUGUUCAUAUACCCAUGAACAGAUUGUGGAGAUGAUGGAGUUUUUGAUAGAGUAUGGCCCAGCACAGCUGUACUGGGAACCAGCUGAAGUCUUCCUCAAGCUGUCUUGUGUGCAACUCUUAUUGCAGCUCAUUUCAAUUGCCUGCAACUGGAAGACAUAUUAUGCAAGGAAUGAUACUGUGCGCUUUGCCUUGGAUGUCCUGGCUAUUCUCACCGUGGUGCCAAAAAUCCAGCUGCAGCUGGCAGAAUCUGUGGAUGUGCUAGAUGAGGCUGGCUCUACUGUCUCCACUGUGGGUAUCAGCAUUAUUUUGGGAGUGGCUGAGGGUGAGUUCUUUAUCCAUGAUGCUGAAAUUCAGAAGUCAGCACUUCAAAUUAUCAUCAAUUGUGUGUGUGGCCCAGAUAACCGCAUAUCCAGUAUUGGCAAAUUUAUCUCUGGAACUCCUCGGAGGAAGCUGCCUCAGACCCCCAAAAGCAGUGAGCACACCCUGGCGAAGAUGUGGAAUGUGGUCCAGUCCAACAAUGGCAUCAAGGUUCUCCUGUCCUUACUCUCUAUUAAGAUGCCCAUCACUGAUGCAGACCAGAUCCGUGCCCUGGCCUGCAAGGCUCUGGUGGGCCUCUCUCGCAGCAGUACUGUCCGGCAGAUCAUCAGCAAACUGCCCCUUUUCAGCAGCUGCCAGAUCCAGCAGCUGAUGAAGGAGCCUGUGCUGCAGGACAAGCGCAGUGACCAUGUCAAGUUCUGCAAGUAUGCCGCUGAGCUCAUUGAACGGGUGUCAGGAAAGCCACUUCUCAUUGGCACAGAUGUGUCUCUAGCACGCCUGCAGAAAGCGGAUGUUGUCGCACAGUCAAGGAUCUCCUUUCCUGAGAAAGAGUUACUUCUGUUGAUAAGAAACCAUCUCAUUUCUAAAGGGCUAGGAGAAACAGCAACGGUGCUGACAAAGGAGGCCGACUUGCCCAUGACUGCUGCCUCCCAUUCUUCUGCCUUUACCCCAGUAACUGCUGCUGCUGCUUCACCUGUCUCUCUUCCCCGAACCCCUCGAAUUGCUAAUGGCAUUGCGACUCGACUAGGCAGCCAUGCUGUCGUGGGUGCCUCUGCCCCCUCUGCCCCCACUGUCCAUCCUCAACCACGGCCGCCUCAGGGUUCACUAGCUUUGCCUGGACCAUCUUAUGCAGGCAAUUCCCCUUUGAUUGGUAGGAUCAGUUUUAUCAGAGAGAGGCCGUCACCUUGCAAUGGCAGGAAAAUCAGAGUGUUGCGGCAAAAGUCGGACCAUGGCGCCUACAGCCAAAGCCCAGCCAUAAAAAAACAGUUGGACAGACAUCUUCCUUCCCCACCUACACUGGACAGUAUCAUCACAGAAUAUCUUAGGGAGCAACAUGCUCGCUGCAAGAACCCAGUAGCCACCUGCCCACCUUUCUCUCUCUUUACUCCUCACCAGUGUCCUGAGCCAAAACAGAGGCGGCAAGCGCCAAUAAAUUUUACCUCAAGGCUAAACCGUAGGGCAUCAUUUCCAAAGUAUGGAGGGGUAGAUGGUGGAUGCUUUGAUAGACACCUUAUCUUUAGCAGAUUCCGUCCUAUUUCAGUGUUCCGGGAAGCCAAUGAAGAUGAGAGUGGCUUCACCUGCUGUGCGUUCUCAGCACGGGAGCGAUUCCUAAUGCUUGGCACUUGCACAGGGCAGCUGAAGCUGUAUAAUGUAUUCAGUGGACAGGAGGAGGCCAGUUACAACUGUCACAACUCGGCCAUCACACACCUUGAACCUUCCAGGGACGGGUCCUUGCUGCUGACAUCUGCUACUUGGAGCCAGCCUUUGUCUGCACUUUGGGGAAUGAAAUCAGUGUUUGAUAUGAAGCAUUCCUUCACAGAAGACCACUAUGUUGAAUUCAGUAAGCAUUCUCAGGAUCGGGUCAUAGGCACGAAGGGGGACAUUGCCCAUAUUUAUGAUAUUCAGACUGGCAACAAGCUGUUGACUCUGUUUAACCCAGAUCUUGCUAACAACUACAAGAGGAACUGUGCCACCUUUAAUCCUACAGAUGAUCUUGUCUUAAAUGAUGGCGUCCUCUGGGAUGUCCGCUCCGCACAGGCCAUCCACAAGUUCGAUAAAUUCAACAUGAACAUCAGUGGCGUUUUCCAUCCGAAUGGGCUGGAAGUCAUCAUUAAUACUGAGAUUUGGGACCUUCGAACUUUCCAUCUUUUACACACUGUUCCUGCUUUGGAUCAGUGUCGUGUGGUGUUCAACCAUACAGGGACAGUGAUGUAUGGAGCUAUGUUGCAGGCAGACGAUGAAGAUGACUUAAUGGAAGAAAGGAUGAAGAGCCCCUUUGGGUCAUCAUUCAGAACAUUUAAUGCAACUGACUACAAACCUAUAGCGACCAUUGAUGUGAAACGAAACAUCUUUGAUUUGUGUACAGACACCAAGGAUUGCUAUCUUGCCGUCAUUGAGAAUCAAGGCAGCAUGGAUGCCCUGAACAUGGACACCGUGUGCAGGCUGUAUGAAGUUGGCAGGCAACGGCUGGCUGAGGAUGAAGAUGAAGAAGAGGACCAGGAGGAGGAAGAACAGGAGGAAGAAGAUGAUGAUGAAGAUGAUGACGACACUGAUGAUCUGGAUGAGCUUGACACAGAUCAGCUGCUGGAGGCAGAGCUGGAGGAAGAUGACAACAACGAGAAUGCAGGCGAGGAUGGAGACAAUGACUUCUCUCCCUCUGAUGAGGAGCUGGCAAACCUCCUGGAGGAGGGAGAAGAUGGCGAGGAUGAAGACUCGGAUGCAGACGAAGAAGUGGAACUGAUCCUGGGGGACACUGACAGCUCUGACAACUCUGAUCUGGAAGAUGACAUCAUCUUAUCUCUGAACGAGUGAGGAACAAGCUCCACUUGGAAGAUGUUGGCAGGCGAGAGACUGAGUUAAAUGAAUUCAGAAUACGUUCCCUUCCCCUUCUCACGGGGCUGUCUCUGAAGGAACUGUAGGCCCUGCCUUCCAGGGGCCAUGGGUCAGAGGCUACCUGGAAUCUGUGGGGCCUUCCAGAAACAACCAUGAGAGAGAGCAGAGAUUAGGCCCUACUCUGUCUGCUUCCCUGCUGUCCUAGGAUGGACAGCUUUCCUCAAGGGAAAAAAAAAACAACAACAAAACAUGUCUCUGGGGUAUUUCACAAUAUAUUUUCUUUGUAUAACGUUCUUUAAAGAACAAAAAAAUAGUUUUUUACAAAACUUAAAAAUGAAAAAAAAACCCAACAAGCAUUUAUAACCGAGGGUAUGAACUUACAUCCAGCAGGUCUCUUAUCCCUGGCACUUCAUUUCUUUGGAAGAAAAUGAUGUCUAAAGAAUAAUCUAGAGGCAUUUUUACAUACAUAUUUAAAUGAAAAGGAAAAUCGUGGUUUCUUAAAUUGAUAAGGAUUAAGAAUAUUUUAUUAUAAAUAUAAUAUAUGAUUUUUAAACCUGUUUUGUUGCCUCAUGCAGUCAUAUUAAUUUGUUUUCCUUUGUGCCAGAGCGGGGGAGGUCGACACUGCUUGUCGGCCGAGUCGGGGCCGCACUGCCCGUGCCAUGGGGGCAGCACUGACAAUUGGAUGUUAGUUUUGUGGAUUUGAAGUAACUUAGGAUAUAAGUUCACUCCCUCUAUAUUUUUUCUUUGUGAUUCAGUUUUUCAAGAAUCUUGUUUUCUUCCCUUUCUCCCCAAUGUGGAAAUUACAAAUCAAAGGCCUUUUUCUUUAAUGUAAAGUGUAUUUAUUUAAAAAAAAUACAAAA
This is a messenger RNA of Ochotona princeps (American pika), 6049 nucleotides long. It is a transcript of the gene DCAF1, whose product is annotated as DDB1 and CUL4 associated factor 1. The coding region runs from base 642 to 5168 and encodes 1508 amino acids. Gene Ontology annotation, biological process: protein ubiquitination. The transcript has 25 exons. NCBI's taxonomy places the organism in Eukaryota, Metazoa, Chordata, Mammalia, Lagomorpha, Ochotonidae. The record is from RefSeq and is a predicted model, not a curated record. Gene Ontology annotation, molecular function: nuclear estrogen receptor binding; histone H2AT120 kinase activity. Gene Ontology annotation, cellular component: nucleus; Cul4-RING E3 ubiquitin ligase complex.